Messenger RNA from Polistes dominula (European paper wasp), 4014 nucleotides. RefSeq names its product Protein kinase C (gene Pkc98E). Gene Ontology annotation, molecular function: ATP binding; diacylglycerol-dependent serine/threonine kinase activity. Gene Ontology annotation, biological process: protein phosphorylation. The record is from RefSeq and is a predicted model, not a curated record. Lineage: Eukaryota; Metazoa; Arthropoda; Insecta; Hymenoptera; Vespidae.
AUUUUGUAAUUGUACACUUCUUUCUUUUUAUAUCGACAAUAACAUCCACAUAGUUUUCUAUUCUAUUUUUUGGUUAUAUUGUUAGAAAGUAGUGUAAUAAUUAAUUCGCCAUGUUUACGGGUAUAAUGAAAAUUGAAAUAUGCGAAGCAGUCGGUUUACGUGCCACUGACAAACAGAGAAAAUUUUGGCAAGAUGAACCGAUAUUAGAUCCUUAUGUUCAAAUCGACGUCGAUGAGAAUCAUCUUGAUCGUUCCUCGACCAAACCCAAAACAUCUGAUCCUGUUUGGAAUGAAUCGUUCACUCGUGAAGUUCGCAAUGCUGUGAACCUAGGAUUAACUGUCUUCCAUGAUGCAGCCUUACCGCCUGAUUACUUUGUUGCCAAUUGCAGCAUCCCCUUCGAGGAACUUGUCAGCAGGAAUGACAUGACCGCUGAUUUCUGGGUCGAUCUUGAACCUCAGGGAAAGUUACGAGUGAGGAUAGAUUUGAAAUGGGACGAUCUAGAUACAGUGAGUUGUCGCAGCGGCAUUGAUGGAGAAUCUCUUGGUAGUGCUAGAAGUCUGAUCAGUAUUAGUUCAGGAAAAGAGCCUAAGAGAGAAUUCAAAGAAUGGCAAGGAUUCAAUCGUCGAAGAGGUGCCAUGAGGCGUCGUGUUCAUCAAGUUAAUGGUCACAAAUUUAUGGCUACAUUUUUAAGACAACCAACGUUCUGCUCUCACUGCCGCGAGUUUAUAUGGGGCUUGGGCAAGCAGGGCUAUCAGUGUCAAGUUUGCACUUGCGUAGUUCACAAGCGAUGUCAUAAAUUGGUGAUAACAAAGUGUCCAGGAAUGAGAGACGAGGGCAAAGGUACUGGAUUACAGUCACAUCAAGAUACAGAAAGUCCACGCUUUAGCAUAGACGUGCCACAUCGGUUCAUAGUCCAUACGUAUAAGAGGUUUACAUUCUGUGAUCAUUGCGGUUCUCUAUUAUAUGGAUUAUAUAGGCAAGGUUUACAAUGUGAAGCUUGCAAUAUUAAUAUUCACAAAAGAUGUCAAAAAAAUGUGGCAAACAAUUGUGGUACAAAUACAAAGGCGAUGGCAGAAAUUUUAAGUGCAAUGAAUAUCUCUCCCGAUAAACAAAUCAAAGCACCACGAAUUAAUUUUACUCCCUGUCAACCUAGCCAAACGCCGCCAACAGUUGCUGUUACCGAAUCAUUAACAACAGAAGCAUCCAAGACAGCUGUUCAAAGAAAGUCGGAGGAAAGCGAAGGUAGAAUAAAACAAAAUGCGGUGUCCGUUAAUGAAAAUGAAGUAAAAAAGUUUGGUCUGGAAGAUUUUAACUUUAUUAAAGUACUUGGAAAGGGUAGCUUUGGAAAAGUUAUGUUGGUCGAACGGAAGAGUAAUCCUGAUGAAGUGUUUGCUGUUAAAAUAUUAAAAAAAGAUGUUAUUAUACAAGACGACGACGUCGAUUGUACAAUGACGGAGAAACGUAUUCUUACGUUGGCUGCUAAACAUCCGUUCUUAACAGCUAUUCACAGUUGUUUCCAAACAAGUGAUCGUCUCUUCUUCGUAAUGGAAUAUGUAAAUGGAGGUGAUUUGAUGUUUCAUAUUCAAAAAGCUCGUAAAUUCGACGAAGCAAGGGCACGUUUUUAUGCUGCUGAGGUAACGCUAGCGUUACAAUUUCUACACAAGAACAACGUUAUAUAUCGUGAUCUCAAACUGGAUAAUAUUCUUCUUGAUCAAGAAGGCCAUUGUAAACUCGCAGAUUUUGGUAUGUGUAAAGAAGGAAUAAUCGAAGGCAAAACUACGACAUCAACGUUUUGCGGUACACCGGAUUAUAUAGCGCCAGAGAUUUUACAAGAGUUAGAAUAUGGUGCCAGCGUUGAUUGGUGGGCACUAGGUGUAUUAAUGUAUGAGAUGAUGGCUGGUCAACCACCGUUCGAAGCAGAUAACGAAGAUGAUUUAUUUGAGUCUAUUUUACGCGACGAUGUGUUGUACCCAAUUUGGAUAUCCAAGGAAGCUGUUUCGAUAUUAAAAGGAUUCAUGACCAAGAAUCCAGCCAAACGAUUGGGUUGUGUUGUAGCGAACAGAGGUGAAGCUGCUAUAAGAGAGCAUCCAUUUUUCCAACACAUGGAUUGGGAUGCAUUAGAAGAGCGUAGGGUUAAGCCACCGAUCAAACCAAAAGUUCAAAGUAAAAAGGACGCGUUGAACUUUGAUGCGGAAUUUACGAGGGAGGAUCCAGAAUUGACACCAGAAGAUCCCGAAGUUGUCAGUUAUAUUAAUCAAGAAGAAUUCCAAGGUUUCUCUUUCGUCAACAAGGACUUCAAUCCAGCAAGAUUUGGGACUCAAUAGGAAACAAGAAUUUAUCGAAAGAAGCAAAAUACGAAGAUGUUUUUAUCGUAAGGCUUCUUUUCGCUUCAAUAAGUUUUGUCGUAGACAUCAAACUAUAAGAUCAAGUAUUCUUCAUCUAUAUUUCUUUUCUGAGGUAUUGAUCAUAUUUGUUUGGGAGUGUAAUAAUUCCUUUACGUGGGAAUACGUAACGCCACAUUACUCCCACUACAGGAGUAGUUGGAGUAUUGCAAUUUCUAAUGAAGUUACAUUACUACUUUUUCCCAUCAUAAUCCAAUUUGCUCCCUUUAUUAUUCUUCAUUUUAAUUUGAUACCGCUGGUGGGGUUUGUCGUACUAUAUAAAUUAAUUCCAAUUCUCAACGUGGAUUAUUGAUGGUAGAUACUUUCGAAUAAGAAUCAACAUUAACUUAUUAUAAGGAGAUUACGUGUACUUUGAUCUCUCGGUAUCAUCAUCACAUUUAAACUAGAUAAGCAUCACAGUUGUUUUUUUUUCAUUCAUUUGAAAAAGAUUUCAUUGUAAGAUUAAUUCGUGGCCAUUUUGUGGGCUUUUAAGAAGAAGAAGAAAACAAAAAAGUCAAGUUAACUGCAUUAAGAGGGAUAAGAGAGAAGGAGUACAUUUACUUAUGUAUUUUCAAAGAAUUUCUAAUAUCUUGUAGUACUGAUUAUUACCAACAGUACAAAGAGAUAAAUUAUUAAUUAGCUAUAAAGUUUAUUAUUCAUUAUAUAUAUAUACUAUAUAUGACAAUUUAUAUAUGUAUAUAUAAUGAAGAGAUCGCUGGACGAUUAAUUUCUUCUUACGGCAAAGGACACAUCUGUCUCUUAUAUAGAUGUUAAACAUAUACAUAUAUUAUCGAAUUAGAAAUGCAGUGGAGGGGCAAGGAUUAGAGAGAUAUUUGCGUAUAGGAAUUGCGUAUGAGUGUUGCGCUAUUUAAAAGAAGUUAGAAAAAAAAUAUAAAUAAAUCUUCUAUCGACUUCCAAAAAAUUAGAUUUUGCUUCCUCUCAUAACGUUGUCUUUCACUAUAAUUUGUCAUAAAUAGUACUAUAUCUAAAUAUAUAGGAAUUUGUAUGUGGCAGACAUGUUAACGCGAGUAAUUCUUGAGUCUGAAGAUCGAAAAAGAAAAAGAAGAAAUAAUAAGCUUUGCCCUUAUUGUCUUUUCAUAUCCGUGUACGUAUUACAGUAUAUGAAUCUUUAAAUGUCCUUUCGAAUUUAGAAAUAUUAAUGGCAACAAAUUUUGUUCCAUAGUUUUCACUGAUAAUAUCGUAAAUUCUGGCGCAUAUGCAUAUGUAAAUGAAUACGUGAAAUGUGGUUGUUUAAGUAUAAAGAAAUAUAAUGUAAAAAAAGAACAUUUGUUCGUCGUGUAAAGCGUCGUUAUUAUUUUUCAAAUGAUUUCAUUCGUAUAAAUCGAGCAUAGGUUUAGAUAUGCGUGUCUGUAUCAUUGAUAAUAUAAAACGCAUCUAGAGAAUUUUCAGACUCACGAUUAUUAUAGAAACUUUUGAGAGAAGGUAUUCAAAAUAAUGUUCUUAUUCCUUAUUGUUACUAAAAAUAAGUGUUCAAGAAGAAAAAGAAGAAAAUGAAGACGAAGGUGAAGAAACAGAAGCCACAAGUAGAAAAAUAUUCAAAACAAUGAAUAAUCCAAGUCAUGUCCUGUAUUAUAUAAAAUACAUAUAUAUUGCUUAUUUAAGAAAAAAAAAA